AUGAACGGGUAUCCCGGGGGAGGCGCUCCCUACGACUACGGGGCCUCGGCCCUGUCGCCGCCGACGACGAGCCCCAAGAGCAAGAUCUCGCCAGACGGAUACAGAAGAGAUGCCCCUAAUAUCUUUGAUCGCGAUGCCCCGCGAUUCAACUUGGGCAACGGCAAUGCGACGACGAAAUCGGGUGUCGUGGACCUCAAGGACCCCAUUCAGAUUCACCUGCUCACCGAGACGGCACUAUCAGACAGCAAGGGCUACGAGAUAUUGACGCAGGAAGAGGUGGAUGAGCUGAAGAAGCAGUCGCAGCUCCUCGCACAACGCGUCGAAUCCACCAGGACGAAUCUCGCGAUCCAGUCAAAGUAUCGAGAUGCGGCCGUCUCCAUGGCGAAACUGUACCGCCCCGGCGGCGCCAACGCGUCUGCGCCCGACGACCGAAACGCAGUGGAGGCCGAACGGGAGAGGGAGUCGUGCGAGCAAAAGUGCGAGGAGUUGGCCGCGGAGCUCUUCAACCUGGAGAAGCGUCUCAUGGUUCCUCAACGCCGAUUGCUCGAGCAUACUGCCGGCAUCCUGCAGCUCACCCACAAAGCGUCCAAGAGGAGGGCGCCGCUGCAAAAUGGUCAACCCCCGAACGGCAUCCCAGGGAGCCCCGAGAGCCUAUACACCUACUCCCACAGCAGAAAUAGCCUGGAUCAGAACGGCGAAGAGCAACACCUUGACGAUCCGAGCUUGUAUCAGCUGGAGUCGCUCGAGGGCGUAAACGGGCGGGCAGUUAGGAAGAACGCCAUCGAGAUUCCCAUGAAGUCACCCAUUCGCGAACAGAACCAGAUGGACCGGUUCCGAGAGGAAAACAUGCAGCUGCGUGGCCAGACGGACAUGCUCAUCAAGAAGCUCCAGAGCCUGAAUUUGUCGCUGCGGGAAACCAUUGUCAGGUUCAACCCCGAAGUCAACAGGGCCUACCAAGAGCCACCGGGAGACAUUGUCUCGCAGGACGCGAGGCCUGCUGAGCUCAUCAAGAGCCAGAUCGAUUACCUCGAAAGCGGUCUCGUCGCCGUACAAGCCGAGCAGGAUUCAUUCGCCGGAGGCAAGGAGAUGGGCGAACGGAUCGAGUCGUUGAACCUUCAAGUUCGGGAUCUGCUCAUGUCCUCCGACCCUCACUAUACGCCCACCCCUAUUCCCGCAGAGUCCGACGUGCAAGGCGGCCUCUCCUACCUCGAAGACUCUCUUCGCCUCGCUGAUUCGCAGCUGGGUCGGGCAUUGUCAAAGGGUCACGACAGCGAUUCCGGCCCCGUGCUUAAUGAUCUGUGGGACGGCAUUCAGAGAGGGUUCAUCGAAGCAAAGAAACGCAAGGAAGAUCGCAAGAGAUCCCGAAUGGACAAGGGUCUGCCUGACGAAGACGACAUGUCAGAAGAUGAGGCAUUUGACACGAAUGAGCCAUACUCUCUGAAUUCAUUCGCGACUAGGGUUCAGUGGCUACACUCUCAGGCCUCAACACUGAAGGAUCAGAAAUACGUGCUGAAGAGACAGAUCAAGCAGCAGCGCGAGCUGAACAACAAGUCUGACGCCGAGAAGGAUGAGGAGCUCAGCCGAAGGCAGGAGGAGCUCGAACAAAGCCGUGAGCUUUUGUCGAGGGCCGAAAAGGACGCCAUGGACGCGCAGAGGAUGCUCUCAGACGCGCUCCAGGAUCUGGAAAAGGAGAGGGGCUCAGCAGGCGCAGCCGAGGCCGCCGAAGCCGCCAUCCAGGAUCGCAACGCCAAGAUUGACGCUCUAGAGACAAAGCUGAAGGAUGCGCAGAGCAAGCUUGCUGCCGCCGAGGCGAACGACCAGGGAUCCGGGCAGAAAUUGAGCAGCUUCGAGGCCCAGAUUGCGACGCUCACACAAGAAAAGACCGCCGCGGAGGACAAUGCUCAGAAGCUGCAACAGCAGCUCAACGAAAAGACGGCCACCAUGACGGCAAACGCCAAGGCCAUCAAAACGAAGGAGGACGAGCUGGAGCUGCUCAACAUGACGCUCGCUGAGCUCAAGACGGAGCUGACCAUUGCUCGGGCGGAACUGGACGGCGCGUAUGGCUCCCGUGCAGAACGCGCGGCAGAAGUCGCGGCCAUCAAGACCAGCGCCGAGGUGGUUAAGCUCCAGAACCAGGUCGACCGACUCAAGAAGGAGCUCGGCGAGACGGUCCAGGAAUUGGAGGCCAUCACCAAGGAGACGAUCGGCUCAGAGCGUGAGAAGCUGGAGCUGGAGGCCAAGUUGGACGAGGCCCUCUCCGCCAAGGCAUCAUUCGAGGCCGAGACGCAAAAGACGAGAGAGAGGAUGGCCAAGCUCCAAGAAGACCUGGAUGGUGAGAGGCUGAAGGCGUCUGCGGGCGGUGGCAAGCCCGGAGCUGGUGCGUCUAUGCUGAGCGAGCAAUUCCGGGCGACGAUGCGGGAGGAGCGCAAGAAGUUCCAAGAGGACAUCAAGGAGGAGCGUGCAAGGUGUCGCAGGCUCGAGGAAGAGCUGGGCCGGCUCAAAAGGAGCCAAGGGCCAGGCAAAAGCCCGCUCAGCCCCCGGCAAUAA
Messenger RNA from Purpureocillium lilacinum, 2547 nucleotides. RefSeq lists its product as uncharacterized. The record is from RefSeq and is a predicted model, not a curated record. Lineage: Eukaryota; Fungi; Ascomycota; Sordariomycetes; Hypocreales; Ophiocordycipitaceae.